AUGGCUUCUUACAAUCCAUUUUCCCGACAAGAGUCGCAUGGAUCCUAUUCCCUGGGGUCUUACCGUUUGCUGGUGCCUUUGUCGUGGUUACUGGUGGUGGUGGUCGGGAUCUACUAUACCAUCCAUGCCCCCGCCGGUGUCAAACACGGUCAUGGCAUCUUCAACCAGGCCAAUCACCAUAUCACGCCUUUCAGUCAGAGCACAACGGUUACUGGGAUUUACUGGAUCCUUCUCCUCAUCUCCCAACUCAGUUAUGUUUACCAUCUUUUCCAUAAAGAUGCCUCGAUCGUGACGGCGACCGCCAACGUGGGUGCGCAUUUUAUUCUGAACAACCUGUUCAUCUUCGCCUGGAUCCUCCUCUGGACUCGGGGCCACUUCUGGGGUUCGGAGAUUAUCCUGAUGGCCCACUUGGUCAACCAGCAUACGGCUUACUGGAGACACCGUGCAUUGCCCCCGCUGGUCCAUUUGUCCGCAAUUGCGGGGCCCUUUGCCUGGACGUUGAUGGCGCUGUUCUGGAACGGUGCUGUCGCCGUGCAUAGCAACUCGCUGCCGGCGAGGAUCGUCGCCAAUAUCUUCAUCUGGGUGAUCUUCCUUAUCGGGACCACCCAUAUUACAGUGGGACGGGAUGAUCUCUUAGGUUACUGCUUGAGUUUCUUGUUUCUUGGAUUGGCCCUGAAGCAAAUUGCCGUCAAAACCAUCGCCCUGCAGUGGAUUUUUGCCUUUGUAAUCUUCGCGGUCUUCCUGGCGGAGUCGCUCUAUAUCACGGGCACUAAAUAUACCGGCCGCGACGUUCUGUUUCGCAGACUCACCCACCCAGAAACUGCUGAUCGGGAGCGCGAACCGCUGCUCAACGAGCAGUCAGGAGGAGCGGCGGCGGCGGCUUGA
Messenger RNA from Aspergillus pseudotamarii, 885 nucleotides. RefSeq names its product DUF1774 domain-containing protein. The transcript is spliced from 4 exons. Lineage: Eukaryota; Fungi; Ascomycota; Eurotiomycetes; Eurotiales; Aspergillaceae. Bases 1 to 885 code for a protein of 294 amino acids. The record is from RefSeq and is a predicted model, not a curated record.